UACCGAUAACUAUUUUCUGUUUUUUUUUUUUGUGAAAGUUUCUGCUUUAUUGUUUGAUAUAAAAGCGUGCUCUCAUAUAUAUUUGUUCAGUAUGUUGAAUUAGUUUCUGAAGGGUUGAAAAGCGAACGUUUUAAACAUCGAGAACUGCAGGACAGCAGUGCAGAGAUGAUCGAGGUCGUGUGUAACGAUCGACUGGGUAAAAAAGUCCGAGUCAAAUGCAAUUCUGAUGACACGAUCGGGGAUCUGAAGAAGCUGAUCGCUGCUCAGACAGGAACCAGGUGGGACAAAAUUGUCCUGAAGAAAUGGUACACCAUUUUUAAGGAUCACGUGUCUCUGGCUGACUGUAUCCUUUCUCACGUCUCGAGGAUUCAAGCGGUCAUUUUUUUCUCUGAAGGAGGAAUCAUAGCAGUGUUUCCACCGGAUUGUAACCAGAACGAGAUUUUAAAAAAACAACAACUACGUAUCACCAAAAACUCAUAAAGAUCUUCUCUCUCCAUGGGUCAUGUCCUGAACCACUUGUUUUUGUACAGGAGCUUCAGAAUAUUGUGAUAUUUUGUCUUCAGGUUUCAGAUGGAGUCAGGAAUGAACUGACAGUUUUGGUGGUGGUGGUGGUGGGGGGGGGAUUGAUGUAAUGAUUUUAAUGUGAUUGGUUCUCGGUUGAUGAUGUCAUCAGAUAAAUCUGUGUUAAUCUCAGUUUCUGGAUUUAUUUCCGUUU
This is a messenger RNA of Hemibagrus wyckioides, 715 nucleotides long. RefSeq names its product ubiquitin like 5 (gene ubl5). Gene Ontology annotation, biological process: protein modification process; mRNA splicing, via spliceosome. The record is from RefSeq and is a predicted model, not a curated record. Bases 166 to 480 code for a protein of 104 amino acids. Lineage: Eukaryota; Metazoa; Chordata; Actinopteri; Siluriformes; Bagridae. Gene Ontology annotation, cellular component: cytoplasm; nucleus. The transcript has 5 exons. Gene Ontology annotation, molecular function: protein tag activity; protein binding.